Molecule: messenger RNA, 3217 nt
Organism: Gopherus evgoodei (Goodes thornscrub tortoise)
Lineage: Eukaryota; Metazoa; Chordata; Testudines; Testudinidae
Gene: IP6K3
Product: inositol hexakisphosphate kinase 3
Exons: 6
Coding region: 543-1781 (412 amino acids)
Biological process (GO): phosphatidylinositol phosphate biosynthetic process; inositol phosphate biosynthetic process
Cellular component (GO): cytoplasm; nucleus
Molecular function (GO): inositol hexakisphosphate kinase activity
Source: RefSeq, a predicted model, not a curated record
CCUUAAUACUAGUUGCGUUUGUGUUUUCUUUCUCCAUUCUUCCGUUAACGCCCAUCCCCCUUCCGCUGCCCACUUGCCUCAGCUGUCGGCUGUACAUAACCCACGCCUGGAAGAAAUUACCAAUAAAGUCAGGUGACUCCCCCUGGAUGGCAGCUCACUUCCCUGCCCUCCCCAAUUCCAUGUCCCAAGGCUGGGCUUUCGAGCCUAGGCUGCAUCGGAGGGAGCCAACCGGGCUGACCAGCACGCUGACAAACUGGGAUACUCGUACAAAAUCUCACUGCUGGGGUAAAUGACCUAUCAGCCAGGCCGGCACUGAUGGUUGGCAAAGACUUUCUCUACGGCACAUUGAGAAGACAGAAGACCUAUACGUGGUAAAGCAGCAAAGAUCUAGGUUCCCCUGGGGCUGACAAACCCAAGCCCAUCUUCUGGUUGCUUCUCCGCAAUAGACCCCAGUUCACUGCUACUAAAAAAAAAAGACUUCCGUCAAGGAGUGUGUUUCGCCUCAGCCCAAAUACAAGUUGGACCACAGGUCUCCGGACAGCAUGGUGGUGCAGAAUAAGCUGGACACGAGGGACCCCAGGAAAGCAGUCCUUUUGGAGCCAUUCAUCCAUCAGGUUGGGGGCCACAUGAGCAUGAUGAAAUAUGAUGAGCACACCAUCUGCAAGCCCCUCAUCUCCCAGGAGCAGUGGUUCUACGAGUCGCUCCCCACGGCCAUUAAGCAGUUCACGCCUCAGUACAAAGGUAUCAUCUCGGUGUGCCUCAGAAAGGACAGCGUGGGCAACCUAGGCCUGAUAGCCAGCCCCAGCCUGCCGACCGACAACUGCAGUUCCUUGGAUAAGGAGCAUUCGGUGAUGCUAUGUCAGGAGAUCAAGCGGAUGUCCACCACCAGCAGCGAGCGCUUGUUUGUCAAAUGGAGUCAGGCACCUUUCACAAAGACCAUCAAAGACAGCUGCCCCGGGAAGGCACUCCUGAGGACGGAACUUCAGUACCAUACGGACGUCUCUUCGCUCAUGGAGGAUACAAAUGGGAACCAGCCAGAAAGAAAGAGCUAUAACCCCUGGGGACUGCACUGCCACCAGCUGCAUCUGAACCGCAUGUCCUCCAAACUUGAUGAGAACAAACUACAUCAAUUUCUGUUGCUUGAAAAUGUGGUGUCAAAGUAUCAAUAUCCCUGCAUUCUGGACUUGAAGAUGGGAACCAGGCAGCAUGGAGAUGAUGCAUCAGAAGAGAAGAAAGCACGCCACAUAAAGAAGUGUGAACAGAGUACUUCUGGAUCUCUUGGAGUUCGCAUCUGCGGAAUGCAGGUUUACCAAGCAGAUACUGGCCAAUUUCUCUGCAAAGACAAGUAUUAUGGAAGGAAACUAUUGCCCGAUGGCUUCAGACAAGCUCUCUACCAGUUCCUUCACAAUGGUAACCACCUCAGAACAGACCUCUUGGAACCCAUUCUGUUACAGCUAAAGGCUCUGCUUUCAGUCAUCAAAACCCAGAGCUCCUAUCGAUUCUACUCCAGCUCCCUUCUCAUCAUCUAUGAUGGACAGGAAACCAAGGACAACAAAGAAACUUUAGACAACCAUCCUCAGGGGUGUUUUCAGAACGUAAAUUGCACCAUGCCACAUGGGACUGGUCACCCCAAAGUUGACAUCCGCAUGAUAGAUUUUGCUCACACCACUUAUAAAGGUUCAAAGUAUAAUCACACCAUCUACGACGGGCCAGACCACGGCUAUAUUUUUGGUCUAGAAAAUCUUGUCAAAAUUCUUGAGAAUACUAGAGAAGGAGAAUGACAAAUGCUGUGACAUGGCAUGGACUUUGUGGUGAUAGAUAUCCCAGGAAGGGACUGCCUAUGCAUUGGGCCAACUGCAUGGAGCCCCUCAUGGCUUUUGAACAUCCUGUGUACUUUUUGAAAUGAGAGCAUUGGUGGCACAUAGCAUCUUCUGCGCUUUCCUAGGAAGUCAUUACCGAAGCGAACUGUAAAAGCAAAAGAUUGAAAAGAAUCCACCGUGUUUGUGAUCUCACUGAAGAUUUAUUUUCCUUUCUUCUUUUACUGCUGCCCUUGAUUUGUUUACAAGCGAGAGGAAAGCAUUACUUGAAAGAAUCUUAAAAUUAACAUAGGGCCUGCUCACCUCCAUAUGCACCUGCAAAGCCAAGAAGAGUAAGCAAAGACCGUGAGUUGAGAGACUAUUAAGAGGUGUUGGCAGGUCUUAACAAGUUGCCGCAUUACUUUCAACCCAAGCUCAACAAGGACAUUCAAUGACACAAACAGAAGAAAACUGCACUUUCUGAUCGUCACGCUCCAAACACCUGGCACUUUUAAGACUGUGAUAAUGUAUGAAGCCCUCAAGACAGUGUGUGUGUGUGUGUGUGUGUGUGUGUGUGUGUGUGUGUGUGUGUGUGUGUGUGUGUGUAAUAUAUAUAUAUGGUAUAUGUGGUGCUAUAUAAGAGGUGCUAUGUUUAAGAGGUCCUUCUUGUAAGGAAUUUAUAGUCCCAAGGCAUGAGUGAGGAUGCUACAAAGCGCAAACAGACUCAUACAAGUACUUAAUAUCCUCUGGAAGAAUAAGGGGACAGACUAAGGAGUUUCUGAAGGAGAGGAUGGAAGGGAGCCAGAUAUAUCAGAGAGUGCUGAGUCUGUCCGAUACUGAUGUCAGGAGUGCCAAUUAGGUCAGAUACUGGUCAUGAAAGGAUUCUCAUCAGGACCUGGUAGCAUGGAAGAGAAUUUGUGACAUAAGGCUUGCCUGUGCAUGAAAGAUAUUCCAGAAUAAGGUACGGUGUGAAUAAAAAGUGGACUAGCUCUUCCAAAAUAGCUCUGUGUGUGGUGCUUGUAUUCUGGAAUAAGAGUGCCUUUUUCUUGCUCAGCUUAAUCCACUUGCAAACUGCAUUACUCCAGAAUAAGAGUGUCCACACAUGUAGUUAUUCCAAAAUAGUUGUUCCAGAAUAACUUCAUGUUUGGACAGACCCUGAAUCAGGAACUGGACACUUAGGGUCAUCUUUUUGUGUGUGUGUGUACAUGUGCAUGUGUGUGUUUGGAGGACACAAAAUUGGGAAAAUUUAACAAAAUGUUUACAAUAUUAGUGGGCAGAUAAGAAUACGGAACAAACAAUAUAACCAAUUCCUUCCUGUGCAAUGAGGGGAAACCUGUAGAAUGUCCUUAAGUCAGGAACAGAGAUACAGAAUCCAAUUACUGGGGAGCUGAAGUGUAAAUAAAAUUGUCCAGGUCACUGUU